Molecule: messenger RNA, 1323 nt
Organism: Cryptococcus wingfieldii CBS 7118
Lineage: Eukaryota; Fungi; Basidiomycota; Tremellomycetes; Tremellales; Cryptococcaceae
Exons: 6
Coding region: 1-1323 (440 amino acids)
Cellular component (GO): periplasmic space
Molecular function (GO): lyase activity
Source: RefSeq, a predicted model, not a curated record
AUGCCUUUUAUCCCUCAACGGUCCUUGCUCUCGACCAUGAUGGCGGUCUUGCUCUUCUGCAGCCUACCAGGUGGCAUUACCGCUCUCCCUUUCUCGGACAACUCAGGUCAUACGGCAGUCCAAGACCGAUCCAGCGGAGACCAACCCAUCUUGCCUCAGACAGUAGUCCUGAACGGACUGUUGCUGGGGGCAGCAAAGACCAAGCUGCAAGAAGGAGACGCGGAUUUGCAACAGGACUUGGACAACUUGGUGAAACAGGCAAAGAAGUAUCUCAAGAAAGGGCCUUGGACAGUGACCAAUAACGAGAUGUCUGUCCCUAAUGGUACUAUCCACGAUUAUGCUUCCCAAGCACCCUAUUACUGGCCAAACAACUGGGAAACCCCCGAGUCGGGCGAGGUGUGCCCGUAUGUAAAACGCGACGGCUAUGUCAACCCCGAAGCUUCUCUGUAUACGUCAAAGCAGGACAGGGCGGACAUGUUCACUGCGUCCUAUUCCUUGGCGCUCGCCUGGUACUAUACCGACACCCCGGCUUACAGGGAACAUGCGGCGCAAGUCAUCAAGACUUGGUUCCUUGACGAGGGUACGGCGAUGACCCCGCACCUGAAGCAUUCGCAGAUUAUUCCUUGCGAAAACGACGGAAGAGCGAUUGGCAUUUUGGACUUUUCAGAGCAAUACACGACGGUUCUUGAUGCCGCGGCCAUUCUCAGCACAGUGUACGACGCGAGUUGGAAUAGCGAGACGGAGAAGGCAUUCAAAGCGUGGAACCAAGAAUUCCUCACGUGGUUGACGGAUAGUAAAUUCGGAAAGAAAGAACUGUCCGCCACGAAUAACCAUGGUACUUUCGCUCGCCUGCAAAUUGCCGGUAUUGCCGCCUAUGUCGGGCAAAAUGACCUUGCUGCUGCGAUGGUAGAAGGGGACAAAGCCAUCAUCGACAGCCAAAUCGGAACCGACGGAUCCCAGCCUCUCGAGCUCUCCCGAACACGCUCAUGGCAUUAUUCGUGUUUUAACCUGGUAGCGCACGCUCGGCUUGCAGACAUAGCUCACCAGGUUGGCGUUGAUCUUUGGGGUUAUAAGGGCGAGCAAGGACAGUCUAUCUUGGGCGCUAUCGACUUUCUCACUCCUUACGCAACGACAGAUGGUAAAACGUGGCCAUACAAGGAGCUUUCAUUCAUCGGAUACGGGGCAAGUGAUCUUGUCAAUGCGGCGGCGGAUCAGGGAGACGAGAUGGCUAAGGCUGCUCUGCCAAGUCUGACUUACCCUUCGGCCGGUAAUCAGUGGCCCUUGAGGCCCUCGGUCGAGCGUUUGGACAAAACUGGCUCAUAG